Messenger RNA from Euleptes europaea (tarantolino), 1443 nucleotides. RefSeq names its product cyclin A1 (gene CCNA1). The record is from RefSeq and is a predicted model, not a curated record. Bases 1 to 1386 code for a protein of 461 amino acids. NCBI's taxonomy places the organism in Eukaryota, Metazoa, Chordata, Lepidosauria, Squamata, Sphaerodactylidae. Gene Ontology annotation, cellular component: cyclin A2-CDK2 complex; cytoplasm; nucleus. The transcript has 9 exons. Gene Ontology annotation, biological process: regulation of cyclin-dependent protein serine/threonine kinase activity; mitotic cell cycle phase transition. Gene Ontology annotation, molecular function: cyclin-dependent protein serine/threonine kinase regulator activity.
AUGGCGAUCCCCCCGCCCGUGCGGGAGCGCAAGCAGGUCAGCAGCGGUUGCCACGGGAGCCGCAUGCGGGGAGCCGCCCGCAGGCUCCAACUGGCCAGGCUCAACAGUCGCGGGAGGCUUGAAACUGCUGACCCUGAAGAAAUGCGUCGUGGCAACAAGGGGGAUGAGAAAGCACAAGCUUGGGGGCGGGAGGCUCUUCCUUUUGCUAUGGAGUCUCGUGCCAAUCAAAAUCCCCCUCAGAGGGCUGUUCUUGGGGUGCUGACUGAAAAUGGGCAGUAUCUGAGAUCUUGUGGCCAGGGAACUACCACCAUGCGAUGCUUCUCCGGAUCUGAAAAUGUCUUUCCUGUUCCUGGAAAGAAUGUGUUGCCCACUUGCAUGUCCUUGAAGCAGGGCUUCACUGUUUACGUAGAUGAACUAGAACAGAAAAAUACCUCCAGCGGUGCUGCUAUAGAAGAGGUGGAACCAAGUAUGUGUGAAAUUGACACCACCACACUGAAACCUAGCUUUCACCUGCUGUUGGACUUGAGUACAGUGUCUCCAAUGCUGGUUGAUACAUCGCUGCAGUCACAAAAGGAAGAUCACCAUCGUCACAAAGUGGAUGUCGUAGGCAUUGUAGAAUACGCUGAAGAUAUUCAUUGCUAUCUGAGAGAGGCUGAAGUCCGGAACAGGCCAAAGCCAUGCUACAUGAGGAAGCAGCCAGAUAUCACUGUCUGUAUGCGCACAAUUUUGGUGGAUUGGCUGGUAGAAGUUGGGGAAGAAUACAAGCUUCACACAGAGACUCUGUACCUUGCUGUAAACUACUUGGACCGCUUUCUCUCUUGUAUGUCUGUCCUUCGAGGAAAACUUCAGCUUGUAGGAACAGCAACAAUUCUUCUAGCUGCGAAAUAUGAAGAAAUCUAUCCACCAGAGGUAGAAGAAUUUGUAUAUAUAACAGAUGAUACCUACACCAAAAAGCAGUUACUGAGAAUGGAACACUUGCUUCUUAAAGUUCUGGCUUUUGACUUGACAGUACCAACCAUCAACCAGUUUCUUCUUCAAUAUUUACAGAGGCAUGUUGUCUGUCUCAAGACUGAGAAUUUCGCCAGGUAUGUAGCAGAAUUGAGCCUACUUGAAGCUGAUCCGUUCCUGAAGUAUCUUCCCUCACAAAUGGCAGCAGCUGCUUACUGUCUAGCAAAUUAUACCGUGAACAGGCAUUUCUGGCCAGAAACUCUUGCUGCUUUCACCGGAUACUCGCUAAGCGAGAUAGUGCCUUGUCUGAGUGAUCUGCACAAAGCGUGCCUUGAUGCUCCUUAUCGGCCACAGCAAGCGAUAAGAGAAAAGUACAAGAUGACAAAGUACAUGCAAGUAUCCCUCCUGGAACCGCCAGCGGUCCUUCCUCUGCAGUGAACCGCACAGAAACAGAAGCACUUGCCUCUGAUCAAUAGAGUUGAUCGUCCCAGUGUU